AUGUCCCUCAGAAUGUCAAUUUGGUUUGUUAUUUUCCUUCAUAUUUAUUUAGUCUUAGCUUCUGAUUCAGAUCCAGUUCAAGACUUCUGCAUACCAAGAUCCGAGUUUUCGACCAUCUUUGUCUCUUGCAAGAACUCAUCCUCAGUAACCAUUGAAGAUUUUGUGUAUUCUGGCAUAAAAAACCCCGGAGAAUUCAGUAAAACUGGAUUUUCAUCCAUUCCAGUUAGUAUGAAUAUAGGAGACUCGCGGGCUACGAUUCUUGGGAGUUUUAAUAGCCAAAAUCCAGGUAUUGUGAAAAUCCCGUCUUCUGUAUUUGGAUCAGAAAUUGAAGAGGAGAUCUUGAUCAAGGCUUUUGGAUUGAACAAGAAGGAGUUGGCUAAGUUGAAGAAGUUUCUCCAUGCUAGCUGA
Fraxinus pennsylvanica is the source of this 408-nucleotide messenger RNA. NCBI's taxonomy places the organism in Eukaryota, Viridiplantae, Streptophyta, Magnoliopsida, Lamiales, Oleaceae. The record is from the annotation of a GenBank genome assembly.